Pseudoliparis swirei is the source of this 920-nucleotide messenger RNA. It is a transcript of the gene epdl1, whose product is annotated as ependymin-like 1. The record is from RefSeq and is a predicted model, not a curated record. Gene Ontology annotation, biological process: cell-matrix adhesion. Lineage: Eukaryota; Metazoa; Chordata; Actinopteri; Perciformes; Liparidae. Bases 44 to 688 code for a protein of 214 amino acids. Gene Ontology annotation, molecular function: calcium ion binding. The transcript is spliced from 6 exons. Gene Ontology annotation, cellular component: extracellular region; lysosome.
GUGUGUGUGGAGUGUGUGUGAGCGUGUGUGUGGAGUCCUGAAUAUGCAGCUCCUUGUGGUGGUAACGUGCCUCCUGGCAGGCUGCCUGGCCCAGAGGCCUCACCCGUGCUCGAGUCCUCGCCUUCUGAGCGGAGACCUCACCGUGUCCACACAGAAUGAGAAGCUGUGGACCGGCGCCAAGUACCUGUACGAUGCUCUGGGCCAGCGGAUCCGGGUGAUGGAGAUCGGCGCGUACGAGAAUAAGUCCUUCACCUACGACGCUCUGCUGCUCUACAAAGAGCGUGUCAUGUAUGAGAUCAACCAACAUGACCGCACCUGCAAGAAGAUGCCUCUGAAGGGAGACUUCCAGCCGAUGGCCAUCCCCAAGAACGCGACUCUGGCCGGUCAGAUUAUUCUGGGCAGCUCGUCUGGACCCGGACAAGGACUGCUGGUCAACACGUGGAUGGGAGACCUGCCCGAGAAAGCAGGAAAGUUCAUGAGCACGGUGACUGAAUUCGGUUGUAUUCCCAUCAGCACCGUGUACCACACGCCGAAGUUCGGAUGGAUGGUGACCACCUUCUUCAACAACGUGGUGGGGAUCUCGGACCCCGGGCAGCUCAACCCGCCGGCCUACUGCCUGAAUGCCGGGGUGAAGGUUGAGGAAGAGGAGCCGACCGAUUUCCUCAGCUUGUUCCUCAACAAGCUGUGAGCGCCUCGUUGGAGAUGAAUCAGUGCGGCGCUACUGAAUCAGAGCUUUGUGACGUGGUGAAUCACGUGUACUCCUGCAAGGUGUAAUGUCAAACUCAAUAUUAGGUUUUUUCCAUAUUUCUGUCUAUUUUCAAAUCAACAAUUACAUUUUAGAAAGCUAAGAAACCUGCUGAUGUGUGAGCAUUAUGUCAUGUUUAUUCAUAAGCGCUGAAGAAUAAAAAAUAAAAAAAUUA